AUGAGCGCGUCGGCGAUGGCGGCGGGUCAGCCGCAGUUCCGGUACUCGCAGCCACCCUCAAAGGUGCUGCACGUGCGCAACCUGCCGUGGGAGGCGACGGAGGAGGAGUUAUCGGAGCUGUGCAAGCCCUUCGGCCGCGUCGUCAACACCAAGACCAGCGUCGGCGCCAACCGCAAUCAGGCGUUCGUCGAAUUCGCGGAUUUGAACCAAGCGAUUGCUAUGGUGUCUUACUACGCGUCAUCAUCCGAGCCAGCGCAGGUUCGAGGAAAGGCGGUGUACCUGCAGUACUCGACGCGGCAGGAGAUCACCACGUCCAACAAGACUGGCGAUUCCUCCUCCGGGAAUGUCCUGCUUGUGACUAUAGAGGGGGUUGAGGCUGGCGACGUGACCAUAGACGUGCUUCACCUGGUCUUCUCAGCAUUCGGCUUCGUCCAGAAGAUUGCAACGUUUGAGAAGAGUGCCGGCUUUCAGGCAUUGGUGCAGUACGGGGACCCGGAGACUGCCAACAGCGCCAAGUCUUCAUUGGACAGCAGGAGCAUUCCCAGCUACCUGCUCCCAGAGCAUGUGCAGGCAUGCAGUCUGCGCAUCUCCUUCUCAGCCCACACGGACCUCAACGUCAAGUUCCAGAGCCACCGCAGCCGCGACUACACCAACCCCUACCUCCCCGUCUCCUCCUCCGCUACUGACGCUGGCUUGCAGCUCACCCCAGGGCCUGUAGCAGCAGUGAAGGGCGAAGCGGGAAGCAACGUGCUGCUGGCAUCUAUAGAGAACAUGCAGUACCCCGUCACCAUGGACGUGCUGCACACCGUAUUCUCAGCAUACGGCGCGGUGCAAAAGAUUGCCAUCUUUGAGAAGACUGCCGGAUUCCAGGCGCUUGUCCAGUUUCCAGACGUAGCAGCAGCCACAUCAGCCAAGGAUGCUCUGGAAGGCCACUGCAUCUACGAGGGGGGCUACUGCAAGCUGCGCAUCUCCUUCUCCCGCCACACCGACCUCAAUGUCAAGGCCAACAACGAUCGCAGCAGGGACUUCACUCGCCCAGACCUCCCCACAGUCGCCCCCAUUCCUGCUCCUUCUACCACUGCCACUACCACAGCUGGUAUCCUCUCUUCUUCCACCACCACCACCACUGGCGCUGCCACCCCCUUCACCACGCCAUCUGCACCCAUCCUCUCCUCCUCCCCAUACAAUCUCGCUGCCCCUCUCGCCCCCUCUACCGCCCCACCUGUCCUCCCCACUCCCGGUGCCCCUGCUCCCUACUACCCCACCUCUUCCCCUGCCGCCCCUCCCUCCUCUGCGCCACCCAUUCUCGGCCACCAAAACCGCCCAGCAGUCUUUCCUGCCACCCCUCCCAGAGGGCCCCCUCCCCAUGCCCCUCCUCCUCACGGCCCCCCUUUCCACGGUCCCCCUCCCCCCCACGCCGGCCCUCCCCACGGCCCCCCUCCCCAUACCCCCCCUCCUUACAAUCGAGGUCCCCCUUUCCGCGGCCCUCCCCCUCCCGGGCCUUACCCUCCCGGACCUCCUGGCGGGCCUGGUGGUCCAGGGCCUGCCGGGCCUGGUGGUCCAGGGCCUGCCGGGCCUCCGUACGGUCCUCCUCGGCCCGGUGGUCCACCCCCGGGGCAGUUUUACCCUCCCCCUGGUGGGCCUCCCCCAUAUGGCCCUCCCCGUGGUCCCCCUCCCCACAUGCCUGGGCGGGGUCCCCCUCCCCCUAUGAUGGGGGGGCCCCCUCCCCCAGGUGGCCCUCCCCCUGGCCCUCCCCACCCCGGGCGCCCUCCCCCGCAGCCAUUCCCCCCAGGCACUGGUCCUCCCCCCCCCGGCAUGGGGGGAGGCCCUCCUCCCCCUGGGGUGGCCCCUCCUCCUUACAUGGGGGGAGGGGGACCUCCCCCUGGUCCCCCAGGUAUGCCUCCCCCUCCUGGCAUGGCAGGGGGGCCUCCCCCUCCUGGGUACCCAGGGGGUCCGCCUCCCCCAGGCAUCCCGCCCCCGCCUGGAUAUGGUCCCCCUCCCCCUAGAUAUGGACCAGGAGGACCGCCUCCUCCUGGCUACAGAUAUUAG
Molecule: messenger RNA, 2049 nt
Organism: Closterium sp. Naga37s-1
Lineage: Eukaryota; Viridiplantae; Streptophyta; Zygnematophyceae; Desmidiales; Closteriaceae
Source: the annotation of a GenBank genome assembly